Messenger RNA from Aureobasidium musti, 1107 nucleotides. The record is from the annotation of a GenBank genome assembly. NCBI's taxonomy places the organism in Eukaryota, Fungi, Ascomycota, Dothideomycetes, Dothideales, Saccotheciaceae.
AUGUGUCUGAUCACGGAAGAAACAGUCAAGUACGCCGAUGGUUAUUCGGAGAUCAAGAAAGUCCUGCAUACCUGCCACAACUCUGUCAACAAACAUCCCUGCAACGACCUCAGGACAGAGACGAGCGAAGAACGCGUGCCUGGAAGUUCCUCACAACUUGUUCGUCAUCCCUCAUCCUCGAGACAUGAUCAACUCGUGCUGCACCAAGACCCACCUCGUCGUCGGCAAGAACCUCGAGAAGAGCGUCAUUACGCUAGUGAAAUCGGUGUGAGGCUUCGCGGCUGGUUCCCUGAGUUCAGUAUCCGCAGGCUGGACAAUGAAGGGAUUGGAUCUCGCAGGAGACGUGGUCAUGGUGAGAGCAGGAGGGCGUCAGGUGAAGUGAUGCCCGAAGCCCCUAUGCCGCCUCCGCCUACGUUCAUACAUCAAUCAAACAGGAGAUCACCGCCUCCGUCUGCAAUGCCAGCACUCGUGACCUCACCCAAUCGUCCCACACCUCCUCAGGGUCCAGGUGCUGCUGCGGUAGCAUACACCACCAGAGAUACCAUUCCAUCGUCUUCGGGCACACCGAGCAGGACAUCGUCAACCAGAAGCAGGGAUGCGCACAGAGCAGUGCAGGACCUGCCACUCUUGACCAUUCCCGGCGGCGAUUCGUCUGUUACAAGCAGCAGACAUCCUCGCCCCACGCCUGGUCUGAGUCGCCUGCGCUUCGAUUCCAGCACCAAGUUCAACGAUUCGACCUACGGAGGAUCAAGCAACAUAUCUCCAAUUGAGGCACCGAAGACAGACACCUUGUCCGAGACGCACAGCAACACUACAUCAGGACGCAGCGCGAGUCAGAGAUACAACUACACGAAUGACAAUGCAGUGGUCGGAAGGAGAGACUACGACACUGAUGAUGAAGAUAAAAAGUCAAAUUCGUCAGAGGGUCGUAAGAGUUAUCGUAUAAUCAGGCGUGUAAGAGGCAAUGAUGAUCCGGAAAUGACGCAGCGCAAGAUGCUAGAAGACACAAGGGCGGCGGAGGAAUACCAGAGCCAGAUGAGUGAGCAGGGUGAUGGAUCGGUUGGGUCUGGCUCAGGAUCGAGGCGCAGGCGACACCACAGGCGUUAA